GGCGCAUUUCUUCAGUUGUGUUUUUUGUUUCGCUUGGCCUUUUAUCAAACGCCUUUUGGCUAAUGGUCCGCAGUCCGGUCGCGUUAUCACGGAAUUGACGAGGCUGAUGCGUCACCUGUGCGUGGGCUGCAUCCGGACACCAUGAACUACUCCUACUCAGCGCUGUCGCCCGGCGGCGGAGGAUUCGGAGGAGUAGACCAGCACAACCGAUGCUGCGGGAACAAGGCCUGGUGUGUCAAGGACAUCUGCGGCAUCGUCUGCGUUGUGAUGACCUGGCUGCUCAUCCUCUUCGCCGAGUUCGUGGUCAUGCGCCUGAUCCUCCUGCCCAGCAAUUACACGGUCUUCAGCACCAUCAACAUGGUCGUAUUCCAGGCGCUCGCCUUCCUCGCCUUUGCCUCGCACAUUCGCACAAUGCUCUCGGAUCCGGGCGCUGUACCCCGGGGCAAUGCCACUAAGGAGAUGAUCGAGCAAAUGGGCUACCGCGAGGGUCAGAUGUUCUACAAGUGCCCGAAGUGCUGCAGCAUUAAACCAGAGCGAGCCCAUCACUGCUCCGUUUGCCAGCGAUGCAUCCGCAAGAUGGACCACCACUGUCCGUGGGUCAACAAUUGCGUGGGCGAGAACAACCAGAAGUACUUUGUGCUCUUUACCUUCUAUAUAGCUUCGAUCUCUGUGCACACGCUCUUCCUAGUGCUCACCCAGUUCGCGGAGUGCGUGAAAAACGACUGGCGCACCUGCUCGCCGUACUCUCCGCCGGCCACUAUUUUCCUGCUGCUCUUUCUCACCUUUGAGGGCUUGAUGUUCGGCAUUUUCACCAUCAUCAUGCUGGCCACUCAGCUGACGGCCAUCCUAAACGAUCAGACGGGCAUUGAGCAGCUGAAGAAGGAGGAAGCCCGCUGGGCCAAGAAGUCACGUCUCAAGAGCAUCCAGUCGGUGUUUGGACGCUUUUCGCUGGCCUGGUUUUCGCCAUUCACGGAACCCUCGUGCCGCACAAGAUUCAACUCGCACUUCUACUCGGUCUGAGGAGGUGACUGGGAGCACGGACUAGCUUAAUCGAACAAUACUAACCAACAAACCAACUAACGUACAAGGGCAACAAGUAGCCGCCACUUGUUGCACCGCUGAGUGCAAUUUUUUAUUUGGCAAUUGCUACUUUUCGAUCAAUUGUCAACUAUAUUUACUAGAAUUGUAUGUAUGUGUGUGUGUUUAGGCCUAAGCAAAGGGAUUAAACACUCAUUGCCUUAGCCAGUACUUACCUGAGAGCCCUACUAAAUGAAA
This is a messenger RNA of Drosophila elegans, 1275 nucleotides long. Its product is annotated as palmitoyltransferase ZDHHC3. Gene Ontology annotation, molecular function: protein-cysteine S-palmitoyltransferase activity. Gene Ontology annotation, biological process: protein targeting to membrane; peptidyl-L-cysteine S-palmitoylation. The transcript is spliced from 4 exons. Bases 142 to 1020 code for a protein of 292 amino acids. Gene Ontology annotation, cellular component: Golgi apparatus; endoplasmic reticulum. Lineage: Eukaryota; Metazoa; Arthropoda; Insecta; Diptera; Drosophilidae. The record is from RefSeq and is a predicted model, not a curated record.